Molecule: messenger RNA, 8737 nt
Organism: Ruditapes philippinarum (Manila clam)
Lineage: Eukaryota; Metazoa; Mollusca; Bivalvia; Venerida; Veneridae
Exons: 2
Coding region: 28-5310 (1760 amino acids)
Biological process (GO): spliceosomal complex disassembly
Cellular component (GO): intracellular anatomical structure; catalytic step 2 spliceosome
Molecular function (GO): RNA binding; ATP binding; zinc ion binding
Source: RefSeq, a predicted model, not a curated record
UUACAGUCGCAGUUGCAUAUAUUCAGCAUGGCAAGUAGGCAAAGUAAAGAAGAUGUUACUGACUGGCGGAAAAAUUCAAUGAGACAUAACCAUUCUUUUCAAAGGGAACAAACUAUACCGACAGAGAAGAAUGUAAGAGGAGAGAAGAAUGAACAGCCGUACAAUAGGUCCGGAAAAGACACAAAUGGCAGUGAAAGAGAAGAUCAGCGAGGGAGAAGUAGUACAAAAUCAACUCAAAGACAUGAUGAGGCUUUUCACGGUAGACAAAAUGUGCCUAAGAAACACCAGGCUAAGAGAACAAUCCUGUAUGUUGUAACAGGUGACAAAGUAACUGAGAACAGAAACUUAAAAAGCUUUUUAUUGUCUAGAAUGGGCAACCCGAGAGAACUUGACUUUUUAGUGACAAAGGUCACAAAUAUCAAAAAAGAUGGUAGAAUAAAAAACGUUAUCUACCUGGAGUUUGAAAGUUUUAACAAAGCUUCUCUUGGAAAACAUUUACUCCAUAAAAGUAAUAGAAACGUACCAAAUAAGCUUAUUUGCUCCUUGGAUAGGACAGAAGCGGAAGGAGAAGUUGUUGACACUGCUAAACAAAGACAGGAACAAAUCGACAAAGCACACAAGGAAAUUGUUGAACGAGCUGAAUCUUUCAUCGAGAGGCAUGAUGCGAAAAUAAAUGAAAUUCGUGACAAACUCACUGACAUUGAUGCACAGCUUAGAAAUAAAAGCGGGGUUUCCCUUCCCGAGUUCGAUAAACUAAGCAAUGAAAAGUCUGCUUUUGAAGAUAAGUUGGAAGAGUUUGCAAGACAGAGAAAAGAGUUUAAUAGAUACAUGCAAUGUAUGAAAGACAAGAUGCAAUCUCUCUUAAAUUGUGACAAAUUUGAGAAAGAAUUGCAAGAGGUGAGAACAGCUUUUGGUGUUGAGUGUAGACGGUUUUCAACAUCUUUACCUAUGUACGCAAGACGUGAAGACAUCCUUAAUACGAUCAAGGAAAACCAGGUGUGUGUGAUACUCGGUGAGACUGGUUCAGGCAAGUCGACUCAGAUGGUCCAGUAUUUAUAUCAAUCUGGGUUUGCAGCAAAAGGACUCAUUGCCUGUACCCAACCUAGAAAAAUAGCUGCAGUCAGUCUUGCGACACAUGUUUCUGCAGAACUAGCAUCGAGAGUUGGUCAGAUUGUUGGUUAUAAAGUUGGAAUGCAAAAGAAAUUGACAACGAUAACAAAGGUUAUGUAUAUGACUGAUCACAUACUUCUAAAUGAAUGCUUAGCUGAUAGGGUUUUAAAACAGUACUCGUGUAUCUUAAUCGAUGAAGCGCACGAACGGAGUAUUUACACUGAUUUGCUUCUUGGUAUGCUAAAGCAAGCUUUAAAGGAAAGACCAGAACUUAAAGUUAUCAUAACAUCCGCUACGAUAGAGCCAGAUAUAUUUGUAAAAUACUUUGGUGGAAAAGAUCUUUGUCCUGUCCUAAAAGUCUCUGGGAGAGCAUUUCCGGUAGAUGUAUAUUGGGAAUAUGACUACUUUUCAGAAAGAGCCUUUCCGGAAGAUUAUGAAUCAAAAGCUCUAAACAAGGCGAUUGAAAUUCAUAAUUCAACAGCUAUAGAUGCAGGAGAUAUUCUUGUUUUUCUUACUGCUGUAGCUGAAAUAGAAAGAUGUGCAGAGAAAUUAUCUGAACGAGGAGAUACUAAUGUUCAUUGCCUGCAACUUCAUGGUAGACUUAAACCAGAAGAGCAACAACUUGUCUUUGAAAAAACACCUAGAGGAAAGCGGAAGAUUGUUUUUGCUACUAACAGUGCUGAAACAUCUAUUACAAUUCCAGGCAUAAAGUUUGUGGUGGAUACAGGAGUUGUCAAGGAGAUGAGAUUUAACCCAAAGAAAAACAUGAAUUCGUUGAAUGUCGUAUCAGUCAGUAAAAGCUCAGCAAAUCAACGUAAAGGACGUGCUGGGAGAACAACAUCUGGCAUUUGUUAUAGAUUGUACUCAGAAGAAGAGUACAGUAAUAUGGAAACAACAUCAUGUCCUGAAAUACUUAGAAUACAAGUGUCACAGGCUUUACUUAAAUUGUUAGAACUAGGGGUAGAUCCAAUGAAAUUUGACUACGUCCAAUCACCGUCACACGAAACAAUGAAAUCAGCCAUGGACGAGUUGAUGAGUAUCGGAGCAACAAAUAAAGCAGGCAUAACAGAGCUUGGUAAAUGGAUUGCAAAAUUGCCACUUGAGCCAAAACUCGGCUUACUUAUAAAGAAAGGAAUUGAAUCUGAUAUUGUAAAUGAAGCUCUCGUAGUUGCUUCUUGUUGUAAUCAAAGUGGAAUAUUUUACCGUGUCGGAACACUGGAGGAGAAACGAGCAGCCGAUUUAAAGAAGAUGAAAUUUUGUCAUAAAGGAGGAGACUUACUUACAAUGCUGAAUGUGUUUAGAGAAUGGAACAAAAUACCAGAAAAAGGGAAAGGCAGUUGGUGCGACAGCAACAGUAUAAAUGGAAAGGCAAUAAAAGGGGUUCGAGAUACGACAAACGAAAUUUCAUCAAUACUUAAAAAAGAUUUAGGUAUUAAGAUUAAGUAUGAAUUUAAGCAGCCUGAAAAAGUAGAUCCACAAAUACAACGUUUAAUAUUUGACAUUAUGGUCGCAAAUAUUGGCUAUUUCUUGGGACAUGAAGGCGCUGGAUAUCUUAUUGUAAACCGAAACCAGCGCGUGAUGCUGCAUCCUUCGUGCGCUAUUUUAGCUUUAGGUCUCCAACCAAGCUGGGUGGUAUUUAACAAAGUUCUGAAAACCUCUGAAGAUUUUAUGACAGAAGUAACACCAGUGUCAGACAAGGCUAUAACAGACGCUAUAGAAAGUCGAAUUCUUAAUGUCAAUUUAACUGCUCUUGAAAGUCUGAGGUUGAAGCUAGCACUGAAAUUACCUGUUGGAAAACAUGUUAAAUGGAAGUUUGUUGGUCCACUCCAUAAAAACCGCAGAAAGGUUGAAGAAGAUAUUUCAAAAGAAUGUGAUGAAUCUUUAGUCGUUGUUGAAGCAAAUAACAGACGGGGAGAUGUCAGUUUAUUUUGUUUGUCACAAUAUGUUGAAAAGGCAUCGGCACUGCUGAGGUCUGUCAUUGAACCAAUGCCAGAACUUUUACGAUAUGAGUCAAGGGAAGAGCAUAUUGGAGAUGAAAGAAGUGGUUUUAGAGCCGUUUUGAGGGAGGGAGGACGUGUUGUAGAAGUGCUCAUGCCAAAUGAAUACCGAUCCCUCAAAAUAAUUCUAAAGGAGUGCAAUUUUAGAACUAAAAUUGAUGAAGGUAGCAUUAGAAAACUGUUAAUGCCUUACGGACCAAUUGAACAGAUUUGGAGACAAACUGGAAACAAACAGGGCAAUAAUCAGUUUUGGGGAAAAGUGACAUUCACUCACCAAAAUGAUGCUGUUGCUGCAUUUCAACAUGUUAAUAAUGACAGAAAUGCCAAAAUAAAGCUAGAACCAAAUACAUUUCAGAAUACACUUGCUCAGCAAGGUUUUACAAUGAAACUGACGUGGUGCCGUCGGCCCUCCAAAGGACACUGCUUCGUCACAACAAAUCGGCCUGAAGAUCGCCCGAUUCUUUUAAUGUCGUCGCCAAAGGUCAACGGUGUCCCUGUUAGUAUUUCUUUAAGCAAACAACAGUCAGAUCUGUUUAUAAAAUAUUUGCCUGCAGAUGUCACUGAUGAAAGUGUCAAAACAGCUCUAGGAGAAGUACUAGGCAUAUCCACCAACGCUUGCCAAGACCGGUUUCGUGUUGUUAUCCCACGUACGAAUGUAAUUUGGAAUGCAAAUGAAAGGACUAGGCAACAAGAUGAAUUGUAUAGAGUUGUAUCAAAGUUUGCAGACAGGGAAUCUUUUCGGUUACAUGUAAGGGAAUAUAGGCAACAAGCAGCUAUUUGUGUAGCUUUCGUAACUUUUUCAGACCCACAAUUAUGCAAUGAUACUGCAAUGAAAUUGAUUCAAAGUCAGGAAAAAUGCGAGGGAAAAAAGAUACAGGUCAGUUUGGAAUGCAAAGCAUCUUUGCACAUCAAGAAGGGACUUUAUGAACUUGUAAAAGACGAUUUUCAAGGAUUAAUUGAUGAGCAUACGCAUGCACAUUCAAGUACGGUCUUAGACCUUAAAACAUUGAAGUCGGGCCAUUUUUCACUCGAAAUAAGAGCUGAUUCUCCAUUAGAGCUUGCACAAGCUAAACUUAAGUUCCAAAAUGUAAUUGGUGGAGAUACACUUUGUUGGGAAAGCACAAAAAACAUUAAAGUAAUGUUCACUAAAAAUGGAAAGCAAAGGGCACAAGAGAUUGAAAAAGAAACGAAGGCCAUGAUAAUAGUUGAUGAGAGAGACAUGACAGUUACAAUACAAGGUCUGAUUUCAAAUAGAAGGAGGGCUACUUCAUUUAUUGAAGAAUAUAUGAAAAUUCACUCUGGUACUGAAGAAACGGUAAUACGUCUAAAAGGGGAAGACAAUCCACCUGGUUUGAUGAAAGUUUUAUUAAUGAAAUAUGGGAUAACCUUUGAUGACUUCAAAAAGGAAACCGAUGUGUCAGGGGUAGAACUUAACUUGAGACUUCAUGAAAUCGCUAUAUCUGGGAGAAGUGAAGCCAUUGGAAAAGCUCUUCAGCUCGUGAAUAGCUUAAAAGAAGAAUUGAUAAAAAAGGAAGAGGGAAGAAAACACAUAAAUGACUUACCAGACUGUCCUAUAUGUUUAUGUCCCGUUAAAGAAUCUGACAUUUGUAGUCUUGAGUAUUGCGGUCAUGCAUACUGUAAAGUAUGUUUGAAGUCAUACAUACGUCAUGCUGUUACUGGUCGACAGCUUCCUGUGUCUUGCGCUGCUGAGAAUUGCAACAAGCUACUCGUGAUUAGAGAUAUUAAUACACAAGUCAAAAUGGGAUCCAUCAAGAGAAAAGAUCUUCUAGAUUCAGCUUUGUCAUGCUUUGUUAAUACACGAAGUAAGGAUUUUCGUUUUUGUAUAACACCGGACUGUGGUAUGGUGUACAGAGUUACUAAAAAUGGAAAGUUAUUCUUUUGUCCGACAUGUCGUAUAAAGAUUUGUACCACUUGUCAUAUUCCAUAUCACGAGGGUCUGACAUGUUCAAUGUAUAACGUCGCCAGAAAAGAGGGAGACUCUAUGCUCGAAUGGAUGAAAGAGGAUCCUUCAAAUAGAAAAGUAUGCCCAAAAUGCAACUAUGGAAUCGAAAAAACGGGCGGAUGCAACCAUAUGCAAUGUUCAAUGUGUAGAGCAAACAUCUGUUGGUCGUGUAUGACAUUCUUUUCAGAAGUAGGUGAUUACAUGAAGCAUGUAGAUUCUGUCCAUGGUAACUUUGUAUAAAAUAAAUCAUGCACAGUCAGUCGGAUGUUUCCGGAAGAAGGUAUGAAUACAAAAAUUUUCCUUUAGGCUAUUCAAAACAAUUUGUUGUUCAUAUGGGAUUAGAAUAUGGUUUGCUAGACUAAAUGUAUGUUAGUUUUUUCCAUAUUGAUCGGAAGAGCCAAAGUAUGAGAUUUUUUGACUCCCAUAACCUCAUAUGGUUACACAUAUUUGAAUUAUAUGUAAUAUCUAUAUAACUUGUUUAUCAUUAUUAUUGUUUAUUUAUUCAGAUGAACUUUACAUAUUAUACAUUAUUACUUUUCACGCAACUUGUUUUCUGUCAAAUAGUUAUUUAGAAAUUGAAAUAUAUGCCCCUACUCUAGGGUAUUUAAACAAGAAUCAUGACACUACAUAAUUAUAUGUUAGUCAGCAUGUGCCCUUGACUAUGUAAAAACCGUUUUAAAAUGUGCCUCUAAAAGUGCUAAAGCUAGAGUCAACAAACUUGAUAAGACUGUUAAUCUGCAACUGAAAAUGUACACCCGUGGUUUUAUUUUUUUAUAUAAAAGUUUUGUUCGAGUUAUUGCAAUUUUCAACUUGUGUGCCGUGCGUAGCUCAAUAAGUAUUUGACAGAGAGUCAAGAAACUUAACAAGAAUGUUUGCCUGCAAUUAUACUCGUAGUUGUACAUCCAGGGUUUUGCAUGUUUUUUUUAUGUAUUUUAAGCAUACUUGAGUUUUUAAAAUUUAGAUUUGAAAUUCGUGCAUCUCAAUAUGUGGAUAUAUCAAGAUGUCAACAUUGGAAAGUUUAAUGUCUUUUUUUAUGCCCCAACCACUUAGGGGUAGGGGAGUCGAGUAGAAUGUCCUUAGUCCGUAUGUAAUACUGUCCUACUGUACUGUCAGAAGACUGAUAACACAGUGGAAUGUUAGAAAAUGCAUGUCCUAUGGACAUAUUUCUAAUUAGUUUUUGACAAGAUUAGUUAGUUUUUGACAUGAUUUAGCAUAUUUGACAAAUAAUUGAUUUAUCAUGUAAACAUUAUAUGGACAUAUUUCUAGUUAGUUUUUGAAAUGAUUACUUUUUUGAAACGAUUAAUUUUUUUUUUGACAUGAUUUAGCAUAAUUAUUUGACAAAUAAUUGAUUUAAAUCAUGUAAACAUUCUAUGGACAUAUUUCUAGUUUGUUUUUGAAAUGAUUACUUAGUUUUUGACAAGAUUAGUUAAUUUCUGACAUGAUUUAGCAUAAUUGACAAAUAACUGAUUUAAAUCAUAUAAACAUUGUUUUGUGUACUUGGAAAAACACAAAAUGCAUUAGUCUGUGGUUUUCUCACAGUCAUAGUGAACAUCAAAAAUAUAUUCUAUGAUUCAAGGGUAGGUUGUAAAUUUUAUUUAUCUAUUGAGCGCUGUAACCCACAUACAUUGUUAUAAGUUUUCAAUUAUAUCGCUUAUAGACAGAAAUGUAGCCUUGCGGUGUAAUAUAUCUCGAUACAUUUGUUUAUGUAUCAAACUUCCUUUAAUGAAAUAUGCACAUUGUAUUAAAAGCAUGUAUGUUUGGCUAUUUAUGAUAAUGGUAAUCUUGAUUAUUAUAAAACUUUUAAAACUUUAUUACAUUUUAAUAAUUUUAAUAUGUAGUUGAUGUACAUUUGGUAAUCACGUUGGAAUUUAACAAUAUAGUUUACGACAUUGCCUUUGCUAUUUUCAUGACAUGUUGCGUGAUACUGUAGAAAGAUUACUGUUUUGUUUCCUUGUACAAUAUUUAUACACGCAAGUGUGUAUCCCGCAGCUCAUUUUGUUGCUUAUUUGAUUUUUAUGCUCCUCGAAGGGAGAUCAUAUAGUCGCCGCCUUGUCCGCCCAUCCAUCAAAUUCUCGUUGUAACGGGAAUAACUUUAAAAGGUUUGAAGGAUUUUGAAUUAGACUACACACUGUGAUGAAGACCAGUGAUAUAAAUAACCUUCCUUAUGUUAAUAAUACUUGCUUAACCGGAGUGUUAUUUCCAAACUAUGAAUAAUAAUUUAUUGAAACUUCACAUAGUUUUCAUAUUUAGUAGAAACAUAAAUUAGGUGGUCCUCUAACUUUUGGUUGAAUAAGGAGACACUAAGGUAAGGUCACCAGUGCUAAAAUAGAGUUUUAUACUUUUUAUACUACCUAUUUUAAUAGACCGAAGUUUUUCCUUUUUGGUAGGUAAAAGUCUUGGAUGGUCUUAUAAAUUUUGGUGGAGAAAGUGGUCACAUCCGUCAUGGUCAAGGUUACGAGAUUGAUUAAUUAAAAUGCAGCCUUUAUUUAUUGACUGGUGUAUUUCAUAAUUGAUAGGUAUAUACAUUGUAUCUAGGUUGUCAUCUUACUUAAGUUUAUUAGGGGUCAAGGUCACUUGCGCUAAAAUUAGAUUUUUACACUUAUUGCUUUAUUUAUAAACUGAUGUCUAUUGAAAUACAUUGACAAUUGUGCAGUUUCGGGGUGCAUACAUCGCUUUGUAAAAGUGAUAUUCUUGUUUGUCCUGUAUUUAUCAAUUGAAUUUAUGCUUAUAUGUGAAUAAGAAGUUACCAAGUGAUAGAAAUGUGGUAAAGAUAACUUAUUGUUUUAAAAGAGCAACACCAAUUCUAGAUGUUCAGAAUUUUGAAAAAAACUCCGGUUUUUGUAAAAUGAAGAAAAAAAAAGAAAAAAGAAAAGAAAAUCAUCAAAAUUUAAUAGAUAUGUAGUAAGAUUGUUUCAAUAUGUUUUUAAAGGCCCGUUAUGCCUCAGAAAUGCCUUCAUUCUUAUUUCUUAAAAUAUUUCAUUUUUUACAGAUUCCCAAAUAUACUCAUUUGCCACAAAGACGAACUAACGGUUCAUUCUUUUGCUAUGUUUGCAAUUGAUACAACUUUAUUGAAUUAAUAUUUUGUAUAGAAGUCAAAAUACUACUUGUUUACAUUUUGCUACCUUAACGACACAUUGCUUCACGUUCACCCUACUUUGUUAAGUAAACUUGUUAAACUUCUAACAUGCUCUAAAUUCAUAAUUCAAACAUUAUUAAACACAUAUUUGAAAUUGAUAAAGAAUUGAAAAAUAUGAAUUUCUGAGGCAUAAUGUGCCUUUGAGUUGUUUUCUACCCUCAGUGAAGUAUCAUGUAAUGUUACUGUAUAGUUUUAUGUCCGUUAGCAAGUGUGUGCUACAUUUUUCUUUAAUGAACCACUAGAUCGAAAAGCAAUACACCUGUAUAAAAAUUUAUUUUAAAUGAGAAAAUUUGCAGACCUCUUAUCUUCAAACGAUCAAGUAAUGAUCUAGAGCAGAGUUAGCAAAUUUUUGUCCUCUUUAUCACUUAUUUCUAUGUUGUUUCUUUCAACAUUAUUAUUACCAUUAAUCAUAUUUUAACAUUGUUUUGAACUAUAUGGAUAUAUAUUUUGAGAAUCUAGUGUGAAAUUUUUAUUGAAUGUGUGUAUAAAGGUUGAUGUUUAUAUAUAAUCUAAAUAAAAUCUUGAACUGGU